Effrenium voratum is the source of this 261-nucleotide messenger RNA. The record is from the annotation of a GenBank genome assembly. Lineage: Eukaryota; Dinophyceae; Suessiales; Symbiodiniaceae.
AUGGUGCAACCGAAUGAGGUCCAAAAAGGUCAACAUUUGGGAGUACCGCUUCAUGACGCCAGACAAGCCACUGGGAAUGCAAACCUUCACGCAGGUGAAGUUCACCCGGCCAUACUGGCUGACCAGGAGAGGCUAUCCCAACUUCCCCAGAACCGACGCGCACCAGAUCGGCAGCAAGGGCCAGAAGUAUUGCGACAUGUCCAGGCUGCACCAGCAGGCGGGACUUGGACUAAGUCGAGUAAGUCGAGUAAGUCUACUUAG